This is a messenger RNA of Euleptes europaea (tarantolino), 2009 nucleotides long. RefSeq names its product Rho GTPase activating protein 28 (gene ARHGAP28). Lineage: Eukaryota; Metazoa; Chordata; Lepidosauria; Squamata; Sphaerodactylidae. Gene Ontology annotation, biological process: regulation of actin filament polymerization; negative regulation of stress fiber assembly; regulation of small GTPase mediated signal transduction. The transcript is spliced from 14 exons. Gene Ontology annotation, cellular component: cytoplasm. Bases 35 to 1858 code for a protein of 607 amino acids. The record is from RefSeq and is a predicted model, not a curated record. Gene Ontology annotation, molecular function: GTPase activator activity.
AAAAUCCCUUCCCCGAUGCCAAAGAAUUAACAGGAUGCUCUCCAAUGAAUCUUUACAUCCUCCUCCUGUGUACAGCCGUUCUAAUUCCCAAGCCUCCGUUGAUAGCACUUCCAUGGAAGAUUUCUGGUGCGAGGUUGAAAACAUCAAAGAAAGCACUGAAGACAGACAAGAUGACCAAACUCUGCUAGAAGUCAAGCCUCCUGACGAAGGGGAACUGGAAGCUGAAUGGCUGCAUGAUGUAGGUCUGUCUACGUUAAUAUCAGGGUCUGAAGAGGAGGAUGGAGAAGCGUUGCUUUCCACUCUGACCCGAACACAAGCCGCUGCAGUACAAAAAAGAUACAACACCUACACUCAAACAAUGAGAAAGAAGAAUAAGCAUACAGUUAGAGAUGUACGAGACAUCUUUGGGGUCAGUGAAAAUUCUCCCACGUUUGAGGCCAUACCAGGGUCACCGGUGACAACAAAUGGUAUCCAGCUUCCUGUGCACAAACCAGCUACUAGCUGUCUAGAAUGUGAAUUCGAGAAGGACAACCAAUCAGUGACAGAAGAACUAUCCUUUGAGGUCUCUUUCUCAGAAUCCAUCACAGUGAUUCCAAAGCACAGAGAAUGGCGCGGUAAUCAGAGAUUUAAAAAGGAGGAAUCUGCUUUGCCAAACUUUACGAUUAGGAAAAGCCGAUUUGGACUGACGGAAGUGGGAGAUUUGUCUCCUGAUGACAUGAAGAAAAUUCGCUAUUUGUCUCUGAUUGAGUUAACAGCCUUCUACGAUGCUUUAGGAAUUGAGUUGAAGAGGAAUAGAACAGAAAGAGUCAAAGGACGAGAAAAUUGCCUUUUUGGAGUUCCACUUACAGUACUGCUGGAAAGUGAUCAGAAAAAGAUUCCUGGAAUAAAAGUUCCUCUCAUCUUUCAGAAACUGUUGCUCAAGCUUGAGGAAACUGGUCUGGAAACAGAAGGAAUUCUUCGAGUGCCUGGAUCUGCGUCAAGAGUUAAGAGUCUUCGUCAAGAAAUUGAGGCAAAAUUUGAAGACGAUACAUUUGACUGGGAUCAAGUACGCAACAAUGAUGCAGCAGGACUCCUGAAGAUGUUUAUACGGGAACUUCCAAGCCCCCUCUUCACUGUGGAAUACCUCCCUGCCUUCAUCACAUUAGUUGAAAAAAUCCCCAAAGUCAAGUUGCAGCUGCAAGCUUUGCAUUUGCUAAUCAUGUUAUUGCCUGAUGCCAGCAGGGAUGCAGCCAAGGUCCUUCUGCAGUUCUUGAAAAAGGUGGUUAGUAAUGAAGGGAAAAACAAAAUGACUCUGUGGAAUGUUUCCAUGAUUGUUGCCCCAAACCUCUUCGUCUACAAAGGCAAACGUGCAAACCAAGAAGAGAUGCUAGCAGCAGCCACCACAGCACGUAUUGUGAGACUUUUAAUUAAAUACCAGGAUAUCCUUUGGAUGGUUCCAAAUUUUCUGAUUUCUCAGGUGAGAAAGAUGAAUGAGGCUGCAAUGAACAAUACCAGGAGGCAGCUGAUGUUUGACAAGGGUGUGCGAAGGCUGUUGAGAAGAAAAACUAUGGAAAGGGAGCGGCCAGAAAGGACAGAGUCUGACAUACCUGAAGGGGUCAUAAGAGUCCAUGCUCCACUGCAUUCGAAAGUUUCUAUGGCAAUACAGCUGAACAAUCAAACAAAAGUCAAAGAUAUUCUGGCACGAUUUUAUUGUGAAAACAGCCAUGAACCAUCAGAGAAUAUGAAAAUGCAGAUCCAAAGUUUACAUGAGAUUGGAGGAAAUAUAGGACAGCACUGUUUGGACCCAGAUGCUUACAUGCUAGACGUUUACCGUGCAAAUUCUCAAGCAGAGUGGGUGAUUAAACCAAAAAUAAGUUGAACAUUUCAAAGAUGACUUGGCAAAGCACUUUGGAAAAUGCCAAAAGGAUGGAAGGAAAAACCACCCUGAUCAAGAACCACAUUGCCAAGGAGAAAACCAAAGUAGUUGUGUAUGGAUCUACACAACAUGAUUUAAAGUCUCUGCCUUCCAA